GCUCCGCCACUGUCGCCGGCGUCCGUCACCGUCACAGCAUCCAGCCGCUGCCCCGGAUUGAUAUCGCCGGCAAAUUAACCUCCACGCCGGAUUGAUUGGUCGAUUUCGUAUUUUGACUCAAUUUGACCCGUUCGUUUGAUUUCGUUGAUUUGUCUUCCGUUCGAGCUAUCGAUUCGAUUUCGGCGUAAUCCAGGUCCGUACUAUGAAGUUAAUAGCGUUUAGAAUAGAUUUAAUGAAUGAGUCAAGAAUCGACUCAUGGUCAGUACGUUCCGGAGCCGGAGCACGUGAGCGUGCACACGGUGAACACCGAGGGUUCGAGUUUCACGCCUCCGGGUGACGGAGGGCAGCAGCAGAAUCAACCUGAGCCAGCGGGACAGCCACCAGCUGUACCACCGCCAGUCGUACCACCUCCAUUGAUGCCACCGUUGGUGAUGCCGCAGGUGGCCUAUGAGCAGAUGUUCCCAGCCAUCUUGGCCCAUUAUAUGCAGCACAUGGCGCAGCUUAUGCCCAUGUUCCAGCCACCGCCACCACCACAGCCUCAGCCGCGCAUCGUUACCUUCAAGACAUUGAAGGAUAAUGGAGCGGAAGUGUUUCGAGGAGACAAGAUGGGGGAGCCCCAGAUUGCGUUGGAUUGGCUUGAGCAGAUGGAUCGGGUACUCAAGAAUUUGAGAGUCCCAGAUGCUGAUCGCUCGGAGUUGGCGUCACAGAUGUUCCGGAAGGGAGCAUAUGAUUGGUGGAAGCGCAUUGACCAGGAUCCACACACGCCCAAGCCAUGGACCUGGGAUCGCUUUGAUCGAGCUUUCACGAAGGAGUACAAGUUCGACUACCUGUCCCAGUAUGCGACGAGUCUGGUCUCCACUCCGGAGGAUCGUUUGAAUGAGUUCGUCAAGAAGCUACGGCCGGACUUGAGGCCGUACGCCGCGCUGAUCACGACGACAGAUUUUAAUGCGGCGUAUGAUUUGAUUGUGAAGACAGAAAAGAGCUUGGACGAUUUGCAGGCAACCAAGAAGGAGGAUCGAGCGACGAAAGACCCGCGACCCGCGGCCAGCACCGGGCCGAGCGGGAAUAGUUUCGGAUUCGGGGGAAAGAGGUACGAGAAGGGUUCUUCGAGUGCGCCGCCGCCUGAGAGGAGUAAGUCGAAGCCGUCUCCAUCGGCCGCUUCUAGCAACUCGAUCAGAACGAGGAGCCACCCGCAGUGUGUACAGUGUGGUAGGCAUCACCCGGACGAGUGUUGGCUCGCCCAAGGCUUAUGUUUGGGUUGUGGCCAGCUAGGGCAUUUCAGGAGGCAUUGCCCGACAAACCCUAGCAGCGAGCCUGUUUUUCCUAGAGCUCCGGAUCAGCCUGCCACAUCACAUCCAGCACGGAGUCAGCAGUCUACAGUAGCAAAUAAUCAGCAGAGACCACGUCCGCAGCAGUCAGGCCGGGCACCAGCGCGUACCUAAGCCAUGCAGGGGCGCACAGAUCCUAGUCCCGAUGUUAUCUUGGGUACGUUCAUACUAUUUGAUUCGGUUAUGCAUGCCUUGAUCGAUCCGGGUUCCACGCUCUCCUAUAUAUGUGUUGGCAUGCCUGCUAAUCCUACGAUCGUGAGGAGUGACCUUGAGAUACCUACCGUUGUAUCGAAUCCGCUAGGACAUAGCAUGCGUCUUCAUCACAUUUAUCAUAGGUGUCCGUUGUCCGUGCAAGGGAAGCAAUUCCCUGCAGAUUUGAUAGAGCUACCACACAAGGAGUUUGACAUUAUCCUUGGUAUGGAUUGGCUCACCGAGCAUAGAGCAGUGGU
This is a messenger RNA of Cuscuta campestris, 1777 nucleotides long. The record is from the annotation of a GenBank genome assembly. NCBI's taxonomy places the organism in Eukaryota, Viridiplantae, Streptophyta, Magnoliopsida, Solanales, Convolvulaceae.